Molecule: messenger RNA, 3573 nt
Organism: Stylonychia lemnae
Lineage: Eukaryota; Ciliophora; Spirotrichea; Sporadotrichida; Oxytrichidae
Source: the annotation of a GenBank genome assembly
AUGAUAAAUUCAACAUAUACAGAAGCUCUAAAACCAAUUAAGACAAUCCUAGGAACACUAUACCACCCAUAAGUCUUCGGAGGUUCCAUUGCCGAUUGUAAUCAGGAUAUUUUUAUCAAUGGAUUCGAUUCAGACAAUGAUGGCAAUGUCAUCUUAACUGGAUUGGUUGAUAACACAGCAGCAAGAACAUCAUGUAAAAUUUAUUCUAAUGGAAAUGUUGGCUCUUACUCCUUCAUAACUUAUAUUAACUUCUAAGGAGACGUUAAAUGGCAAUAAAUAUUGGCAAGUAAUCCGGGGAAAAAUGUUGUUGAACCGAAGAUUUCAUUUGAUAAAUUUUUGCCACUUUCAUCAGAUACCAUUACUGAAAGUAAAUUGAGAGCAGACUCAACAAAUCAAGAUGUAUUCCUAAUGAUGCAAUUAUAAUCAAGCUAUUUUGGGGAUAACUCAUUUAUUACUGGCAUGCUUUUAAGACUAGACAGCAAUCUUAAUCUAAAAUGGUGGAAAAAAAUGAUAGGUUUGUCCGACAAUAAAAAUUAUUUGCCAUUAAAUUUUGUCAUUAGUGACUAGAAAAUUUGGGGUGUUAAUAAAAUCUACCUUGAUUCUACCAAUUAUAAGUUUUCUAUGAAUAAAAUUGACAAGGCAAAUGGGCAAUAUGAAAAUUAAUGCUUGUUCAUGAAUACAGAUUUAGGAUCUACAUAGCUUUUUGUCGAUUCGGAAAUUUCUUAAAAUCAAUCAACUUGGGGAAUCACUUUUUUUGAAAGGUAUUAUUUUCUUGAUCAUAUUAUUUCAGAUGUAAGAUUAGGGUUUAGUUCUGAUGGAAAUGCUAUUGUUUCUGCCAUUUAUAAUACUUUAAAGGGUCAACAACAAAUGGGAAUAUAAGGUAUGAAAUAUGACCUUAAGAUUUUUAGAUAAUUCUCUAAAGCUAUUGGCACUUUUAUUGUAAUUACACUAAACUCUGUGAAUGUGUCUACGGUAUCUUCUAGCUCAGAUUUCUUAACUAUAUCUCCAACAGAUGUGAUUGGAUAGACUAUUGAUACUGUUACAACUUUCUCCUUAGUCACCUCAAUAGCCACAGCUACAGAUCUCUAUACUCUAUAUGAUAAUAACACUAAUUCAUUCUGCAAUAUCCCUUAUUAGAUAUCACCCUCUCGAAUGGUCUAUAAUAUUACCAGUUCAGCUCUUAAUCCUAGUGUUAGUUUAAGAUUCAAGAUUUAAAUAUCUAAUUGUAAAGGAUAAGUGUAUUCCAUCGAUGCAAUUAAAAGAAGUAAUGGAGCUGAAUUACCAACAGGCUUUUCAUUUGCCUCUGCUUCCUCUGAAUUCUUAGCUUUGAUUACCACAGCUAAUUACCAGCAAUAUACAGGGACUAGGCAUUACAUGAUCGAAGCUAAUCUAAAAGGUUAAGUUAUAAAACCUUUGAUUCCUUUAGUAGUCCAGCCGCACAAAGAUUUUGUGCGAGAUGUUUCAGAACAAAAACAUGAUUCAGCAACCUGUGGUGAUUCAAUUUACCCAUUUUUUUAUGGGUAAGACUAUGAAAUGCAAGGAAUUUAAAUGACUUCUGAUUAAUACAAUAACAUAAUGAUAGCUGGACAGGCUGCUAAAAAGCCUUUUGGGGCAGAAGAUAGUUUUAUAAGAGGGUUUUUGUCGUUGAUAGAUCAAAGGGGUGUGCCUUUCUGGAUUUACUCUGUUGAAUCUUAAAAUAUUGGCUCAACAUAAUAAGCAGCUUGCUAUCAUAUUUCUUACUAAAAUAGUAGUUCUUUACCGUUCUCGGUGUUUGGACUAUGCUCCUCAAAAAGCUACUACUUUUAAAAUUUGAAUUAAGUCUCAGUCAUUAUUAAACUUUUACAUUCCACUGGAGAAAUGAUAUAUCAAAAAAUUCUACCUUCUGAUAAUACUAACCCAAUUAUAGUUAGGUAGUUCUUAGCUUAACAAUUCGAUGCAGGUAAAGUUGUUGUAGCUUAUUAGUACACAAUGAAUUCCUUGACUAACUUUGCAGUUUUGAAUUUCAAUGAAUUAGAUUUCUCAGUUAAUUACUUCAAAUUUUACUCACCAGACAACCCUUAUACAGCCUCAUUUUUACUGAUCGAUGCUGCUAAUAACUUAAUUUACUAAUUUAAAUAAAGUGGAAGUUCAUUUAUGGAAUAAGUAAGAAUGAUAAGCACAACAUCAGGAUAGCUGUUAAAGCAAGUUACAUUAGAUCAAGGUCCAAGUUAGAAAUAAGCUUUUGCUAGUUUCUAUGGAACUAAUCAGUUGCUUGUACCCUUCAUAGAAUACAGUAGCACACCUGUUACACUGCAUGCUUAUAUUUUAAAUAGAUUUGACUUAACAACUAAUAAAAGCUUUGCAAUUGUUCUGACUAGCUAAUACAGUCAUUAGUGCAUUGCCUCUACCACGGAUUCUUAAAAUAAUAUCUACUUGACUACAGCUAAAAAUCAUCAUCUAUUUAUAAAGAUAAAUUCUGAUUUGACUUAGCCAGUGUUUAGAAUAUGGAAAGGAGAUUCUACAAGAGACUUGAGCACUAGAAUCAAUCUAAUUACAAUUUAGGAUGCUCCUUUUUAUAUGUUUGUCGGGAAAUAUACAAUUGCAUCGGAUUAAAUCUCAACAUUGAUUUUCAAGGAUACAAAGCUUUACAAUUGUUUCGACAUGUCUGAUAUUUAACCUAAUGAUACAGUUUAUUAUCCAGCCUCAUUCACAAUAUUUAAUAAAGACUCAGUUGAAGUGAUUAACCCAAUUUAGGAAAUAGAUGCAUAUUUACCAACGGACAAUUUCCCAAUUUUACCAGACGGGAAUGUUAGAUUAUUUUCAUACAGCUAUUCAGCAAUUUAGAAAGAGAGAUUAGACAUCGGAGAAGGUUAGAUGUCAAAUAAAUUUAAAGCAUAUCCAUUUUCAGAUGUUAAUUGUGGCAUGAUAUCUCCACCAAAAACAUUUAAUGGGCAGUCUAUUUAUGAAUUUAUAAGAGCUGAUAAAACUGAAACUAUUAAAUUGAAUUCAACUGUGAUAAACUGUCAAGAUAGACCAAAUUAAAUUUCAGUACUUAAUCCAAUAGAUGAUUCUACAACUUAUAAACAAACAUUUGUAUCUUAUGAUACGACCACUAAUUUGAUAUCAUUGACACUAAAUGCUUCUAUGAAGCCAUAAAGUUUCUAUAUGAAAAUAAGAUACACUGAUAUAGAGAGCACAACUUAUUUCUACGAUCACUACAUAAUGAUAAAAAUAGUUGAUAGUACAAAUCUAACUCUGUCUAAAUCAAACCCUGAAUAUUGCAAUCAGAAUGUUUUUCCAAUGAGCUAUGGAAAUACCCAGACUUAUGGAGAAUUAUACUCCCAAGGAUUUUGGGUUAAUACAACUGAUAAUAAUUUGAUAAUUGGUGGCUCAUCGAAUGCUUCGAAUCCAUUCAUAGAGAAUGAGGAUUUAAUAGAUGGUUAUGUCAUGAGGGUUUCAUCAACAGGAUAUGUAGAAUGGCUAACUUAGAUUAACUAGCAAAGAUAAGUCUCAGAGAUAAUAUCUGCAGUUACUGCCUCUCAGGGAUAUGUCUAUGCACAUUUACUAUCAGAUGGAGAUACUGAAGCGACCUGA